This is a messenger RNA of Fusarium vanettenii 77-13-4, 1506 nucleotides long. RefSeq lists its product as uncharacterized. Gene Ontology annotation, biological process: actin cortical patch localization; actin filament bundle assembly. Bases 53 to 1249 code for a protein of 398 amino acids. The record is from RefSeq and is a predicted model, not a curated record. The transcript has 3 exons. Gene Ontology annotation, cellular component: actin cortical patch. Gene Ontology annotation, molecular function: actin filament binding; phosphatidylinositol binding. Lineage: Eukaryota; Fungi; Ascomycota; Sordariomycetes; Hypocreales; Nectriaceae.
CGACAUACAAGAACAGCUUCGCUUCUGCACCAAGUAAAGCAGAUCGCUCAAGAUGGGCAUCAACAAUCCCCUCCCCUCGUCUCUGGCGUCGGAAUGCAAAAAGUGCGGCAAGAUCCUUACUUCCUUCAUAAACCCUCGCCAGGCCUUUGGUCCCGACAAGGUCAUUCCUCCUUCGAUCCUCGCCAACGCCCAGGGCCUCGCCAUCCUCACCGUCCUCAAGGCCGGCUUCAUCGGCUCCGGUCGCUUCGGUAGCGGCCUCGUCGUCGCCCGGCUUCCCGAUGGCUCUUGGAGCGCUCCUACUGCCAUUGCGACCGGUGGUGCCGGCGUUGGCGGUCAGAUCGGCUUUGAGUUGACUGAUUUUGUCUUCAUUCUCAACGACGCCGAGGCUGUCAAGACGUUUGCCCAGGCUGGAUCUCUGACUCUGGGUGGUAAUGUCUCCCUGGCCGCCGGACCUGUCGGUCGCAACGCCGAGGCUGCCGGUGCCGCGUCCUUGAGGAGCUUCUCCGGUAUCUUUAGUUACUCCAAGACCAAGGGUCUCUUCGCCGGUGUCUCCCUCGAGGGAUCCGCCAUCAUCGAGCGCCGCGAUGCCAACGAAAAGAUGUACGGCAGCCGCUACACGGCCCAGCAACUACUCACUGGCUCUGUGCGACCACCGCCUCAAGCUGCGCCCCUCAUGAACAUCCUCAACUCGCGCGCCUUCAGCGGUAUGCGGGUCGGCGCUACCGGCGACGCCAUGUACAACGACGUUCCCGUAUACGACAACCAGCACGACGAUGUGGUGUGGAAUGGCCAACGGGGAUCGGCAUACGGUGAGGGACAGCAUAACCGCGCGGGUUCGCAAGACGACAGCUUUGGAAGGCCAAGUCGCUCCAACACAUGGCAGGACGACGUAUACGACCGACCUAGUGGAUUCGGCGCUCCAUCGCGAUCAAACACCUUUGCCGCGCGCGGCGGAGCUAGUGACGACUACGUUUACCGAGACAGCCCCGUUGGCGCAGAGAAGAAGACUGGUCCUGGACGACCUGUAGCUCCCAAGCCCAACUUUGCCGCCAAGCAAGCAAUGCUCAAGAAGAAUGAGGCUGUGGCCGUGUUCAACUUUGACGCGGACCAGCCUGGUGACCUAGGCUUUAAGAAGGGCGAUGUCAUUACGAUUCUGAAGCGAACCGACAGCGACAACGACUGGUGGACUGGCCAGAUUGGUACGAGAACGGGCAUCUUCCCGAGCAACUACGUCAAGAUGAAGGAGUAAGGUGCUUGAUGAUAUACCCUGCGGCUUGGAUUGAUCUUGACUGAAUCUACCCAACGAGCGACGGAUGGUUGGUUACUUUGCUUGAUUUCACUUAUCUUUCUCGGUGCAAUAUUGGGGGUUGUUUAUGUAUGGCUGCAUUGGAGAAUAGCCGUCUUCAAAAUGGAUUUGGAUAUGCUUCUAAGUGGUGUCAGUGGGAUAUCUGUAUCGCCGUCCGAUUAUACCCCUGAAAUCACCAUGUCUCCUGAUCAUCAACCCUC